Rosa rugosa (rugosa rose) is the source of this 539-nucleotide messenger RNA. Its product is annotated as large ribosomal subunit protein eL31. NCBI's taxonomy places the organism in Eukaryota, Viridiplantae, Streptophyta, Magnoliopsida, Rosales, Rosaceae. The transcript is spliced from 2 exons. Gene Ontology annotation, molecular function: structural constituent of ribosome. Gene Ontology annotation, cellular component: ribosome; cytosolic large ribosomal subunit. The record is from RefSeq and is a predicted model, not a curated record. Gene Ontology annotation, biological process: cytoplasmic translation. Bases 80 to 445 code for a protein of 121 amino acids.
AUAUGAUGACCUAGGGCUUGUUUUAGCAGCCGACGGAGAAAAGUUGAUUUGCAGGCAGCUAAACUAAACUAAACUAACAAUGGUGGACAAGGCCGGAAAAGGAAGAAAGGAGGAGGUCGUUACCAGGGAGUACUCCAUCAAUCUCCACAAGCGCUUGCAUGGAUGCACCUUUAAAAAGAAGGCCCCAAACGCCAUAAAGGAAAUCAGGAAGUUUGCUCAAAAGGCCAUGGCUACUACUGAUGUCAGAGUGGAUGUUAAACUCAACAAGCACAUUUGGAGCCGUGGGAUUCGAAGUGUGCCAAGAAGGGUUCGCGUCCGAAUUGCACGAAAGAGAAACGAUGAAGAAGAUGCCAAGGAAGAGUUCUACUCCCUGGUUACUGUUACAGAGGUUCCGCCAGAGGGAUUGAAGGGUUUGGGUACCAAGGUGGUUGACGAAGAAGACUGAACUAGUUUAAAUAAAUCCCUUUGUUCUAGUUAGGUACUUACCGUUUUGGCUGUAGUUCUAUUUACUUAAUGAUAUUUAGUCCAAUUUUUGACUA